AUGAAGUUGGCGUUAUCUGUUUCUGACACAAAAAAGAUAAAUAUGCAAACGAGAAUUAUAAAGAUGAUUCCAGACGGGAAUCAUCUUUUUCGCGCGCUGGCGUAUUGUGUACACGGCACUCAAGAUCGACAUGCAGAGGUAAGACUGAGUAUCGUUUCAAAUACAGUUGAUAAUUGGUCUACAUUUGCAGGUUUCAUUACAGGUAAUGAUUCAAACGGUGCCGUGAUUCGGUCACCUGGUGAUUCCAAAUCACACAUGAAUAAAAAUGCAAUUUACGGGGGAGAAGCAGAAUUAGCUGCAGCUGCGGAAAUUUCAAAGAUAUGUUUAAUCGUGUAUCGCGGAGAACAAAUUUAUCCACACCAAAUCGGAUCCCAAGAUGAAAGACAAUUUUCGCUACUCUUCACCGGCGAUGGAGACAGUGGACACUUUGAUGUCUUGCAGAACGAAAAUAAAAUUCAGAUAUCAAAACGACAGCCAGGAUUUACGUUGGCAAUGAAGAAAGGAGGAGUUUCAAUCAGCAGACAAGGCGGUGGAGAUAGUGGAUGGUCGGACGUAUCACAAAAGAAAAAGGAAAAUAAAAUUGCAAGAGGACGACCAGGAUCUAUGUUGACCACAAGAGAAAGACGUGUGUCGCGGAGUGAACAGCAACGCAAAUAUAGAGAAAAAAAUAGUAUAAAGAAGGUGAUUUUGGAGAAUAACAGGCAGAGCGGUAGCAAAAAUAAUUCAGCAAUGGUGAGUGGUAGCCAAAAUAAUUCAGCGAAGGGUGCAGAAGAAUUAGAAGAAUCGAUUGUGAUUACUGAUUUGGAAAAUAAAUCAAGAGAACGACCAACCAAUCAUACUAGCAAACAUGUCAGCAUAAGUAAUAAAACAGAACUCGAGGAGAGUGAAGAAAAAUGA
This is a messenger RNA of Diprion similis, 897 nucleotides long. RefSeq lists its product as uncharacterized. Gene Ontology annotation, molecular function: cysteine-type deubiquitinase activity. Gene Ontology annotation, biological process: protein deubiquitination. Lineage: Eukaryota; Metazoa; Arthropoda; Insecta; Hymenoptera; Diprionidae. The transcript has 4 exons. The record is from RefSeq and is a predicted model, not a curated record. The coding region runs from base 1 to 897 and encodes 298 amino acids.